GGAGGGCAUUUCCCCAGCCUGACCUUGAAGCUUGCUGGUCUCAAGUGUUCUCCCUCUUCUCCUGAGCAGGUGGUGAAGAAGGUGAAGUCCAUGCAGAUGUUCCACACGCCUGUCACCUCAGCCAUGCAGGGAGAUCGGCUGGGCAUCUGUGUCACCCAGUUUGACCCCAAGCUGCUAGAGCGUGGGCUAGUAUGUGCACCUGACACCCUGUACACUGUGCAUGCGGCCAUCAUCUCCGUGGAGAAGAUCCCAUACUUCCGGGGGCCCCUGCAGACCAAGUCCAAAUUCCACAUCACAGUGGGCCACGAUACAGUUAUGGGCCGCUUGCUUUUCUUCAGCCCUGCCUCUGACAGCUUUGACCAGGAGCCUCUUCUGGACUCCUUCGACUUCUCCCAAGAAUACCUCUUCCAGGAGCAGUACCUAUGCAAGGACAUGGCACCAGCAAUAACAGACAGUGACAAGACCCACAAAGCAGGCCAGGCCCCAGAGGGUCACUACCCUCGGCAGCAGUGGGCCCUUGUGGAGUUUGAGAAGCCUGUCACCUGCCCUCGGCUGUGCCUAGUGAUUGGCUCCAGGCUGGAUGCGGACAUUCAUACCAACACAUGCCGCCUGGCCUUCCACGGCAUCCUGCUCCAUGGUCUGGAGGACAAGAACUACACGGAAAGCUUCUUGCCCACUCUGAAGGUGUACAAGCUGAAGCACAAGCAUGGCCUCGUUGAGCGGGCGAUGGAUGACUACAGCGUGAUCGGCCGCUCCCUGUUCAAAAAGGAGACUAACAUCCAGCUCUUCGUGGGGCUCAAGGUGCACCUGUCCACAGGGGAGCAGGGGGUUAUCGACAGUGCCUUCGGCCAGAGUGGCAAGUUCAAGAUCCAUAUUGCCGGUGGCCUCAGCCCAGAGUCCAAGAAGAUCCUGACACCUGUCCUCAAGAAGCGUGGCCGAGCUGGCCGCGGGGAGGCCGCCAAGCAGGAGGAGGGCACCGAGCGGCCAGAGCCCACACAGCAUGUAUCGCUCAGCCUGUCCUUCAAGCGCUACAUCUUCGACACCCACAAGCGCAUGGUCCAGUCUCCCUGAGGGACUGACCAGGCCAGACUUUGUGCCAAAUGCCCACCCAGAUGGGCCUCUACCAACCACCUCCCCACAGUCCUGUUGGCAGCAGCCCCCUUAAGAGACUGGGGUGCUGGGCUGGCAGGAGGGCCUAAGUCUAAUGCCCAGGUAGAUAGAUGGCCCUUGGCAGAUGCAAAUAAAUGCCCUGUGUGAGGC
Molecule: messenger RNA, 1260 nt
Organism: Castor canadensis (American beaver)
Lineage: Eukaryota; Metazoa; Chordata; Mammalia; Rodentia; Castoridae
Gene: Eefsec
Product: eukaryotic elongation factor, selenocysteine-tRNA specific
Biological process (GO): selenocysteine incorporation
Molecular function (GO): translation elongation factor activity; GTPase activity; GTP binding
Source: RefSeq, a predicted model, not a curated record